GUUUGCCAAGAACUAAGCCUAUUGUCCGCGCUGAAGUCUGAAGGCCCAAAGUUGGUUAAACUUCUUAUCAAUCUCAAGCUUCUCUCCAAGUGGAACCACUUUGCACGGCAGAUGCGGAGACUAAACUUCUUGCAGCUUAAGUGCCUCCAUCCGCACCGUCUUGGCAAUUUUCGGAGCGGGGCGGGAUCCCUCGGAGUCAACGGGAUCGGAACUAUGUUGUACUCAGUAGUACCUGCCUGGUUGCGAUCAUGCUUCAGCUGUUUCUUGACCAUCUGUCUUCACCAGCAGCUAGCUUGCGAAGCCAUGGCCCACGGCAAUUGCUCUAUAUAUUCAGUCACGACGCCCACCGAAAACUUAAGAAACAGACACGCAGAACAUCUCCGAUCAUGCUUUCCUCUCUUGUACUCGCCCUCGUGGGCAUCUCUGCGCCCUAUGUUGCUGCGAAGACCAACACGCCGGGCCUGGAGCUAGUCUACUCCCUUGAGCGUGCUACCCAGGGCAUCAGUAUCUCCGCCGAUGGCCGCAAAUUCCUGACGCAGCGUUACUCCACGACCGCCGCGCCCCAAAUCGUGGAGCUUCUCGCCGACAACAGCACCACCCUCUAUCCGGACGCGGCGUGGAACGCAUACAACUCCAGUGACCCCAGCUCCGACCCGACCACGAGCUUUGUCAGCGUCGAUGGAGCGCGCAUCGGCCCGGAUGGCCGCUACUGGGUUGUUGACGGCGGCUCGUCGGGCGUCAAUGGCUCAACCAAGCUGGUGGGUGUCAACCUGACCACCAACGCAGUUGACAAGCUGUACUACCUGGACAACGUCAAGGCGGAGGAGAGCGGUGUCGAUGACGUCCGCUUCAACGCCGCUGGCGAUGUGGCCUACCUCAGCGACACCGCGGGGGCGCUCAUCAUCCUGAACAUGACGACCGGCGACGGCGUGCGUGUGCUCUCCGACCACUCUUCUGCUCAGGCCUGGUUCCCCAUGAUGUACAACCACACCCUGGUGCCUGGGUACGGCGCCGCCGGCAGCACCCUCGCCGUCGGCCUCGACCAGAUCGAAGUCUCCCCCGACGGCGUCUGGUUGUACUACCAGCCCUGCAACGGCGGUCUGUACAAGAUCGAGACCACCUAUGUUGACGCUGCUCUCACCAACACUACCCUCGCCGCCUCGCUUGGUGACUAUGUCCAGGCUGUUGCUCUGACCCCCAGCACUGGCGGCACCACCAUCGACGGCAACGGCAACAUCUAUUUCAGCGAUACCAACCUGUUGGCCAUCUGGAAGGUGACCCCCGAGGGUCUUGCCUCAAUCCUCUUCCAGGAUGACCGCCUGAUUUGGACUGACCUUAUGUGGGUCACUCCCGACAAAAAGCUGUGGCUGCCUGCUUCCCAGAUGCGUCCGGGUGGUGAUGGCCUGAUGGCUGCCGGCCCCAACUACAUCUUCACUUAUCCUAUCGAGGCCGGUCCUUCCCCGAUUGACCACGCCUAAUGAGUGACCGUACUGGACCUGUAACAUACUAGUGGCAUAUCACCCGCGUGUAUGAUGGCAUUGUGAUCGUGUAUAUCUAAGAAACGUUAUCUCGGCACGAGGCAGUAACAGAACAUACAACUCCUGCUUGAUAAUAACCUACUCAGAGCUUUCCUAUGAGUAACCUGUGCGUGAUGACUUAUUAAGUGGUUGUAACUUAACUAUUUGCCGCACAGCAAG
Messenger RNA from Aspergillus uvarum CBS 121591, 1697 nucleotides. Its product is annotated as major royal jelly protein. Lineage: Eukaryota; Fungi; Ascomycota; Eurotiomycetes; Eurotiales; Aspergillaceae. The record is from RefSeq and is a predicted model, not a curated record. The transcript has a single exon. The coding region runs from base 387 to 1478 and encodes 363 amino acids.